This is a messenger RNA of Mytilus californianus (California mussel), 1516 nucleotides long. RefSeq lists its product as uncharacterized. The record is from RefSeq and is a predicted model, not a curated record. The coding region runs from base 174 to 695 and encodes 173 amino acids. Lineage: Eukaryota; Metazoa; Mollusca; Bivalvia; Mytilida; Mytilidae. The transcript has 11 exons.
AAGGAAGUAGAGUUUGAAGUCAUUGGACAAGUAUUUAUUUUCAUUACAUCUAGAACAUAGUAGAAACUCCUUUGUACAUAUUCAAAAUUGUAUAAAUAGCACGUUCAACUCCACUUUACUCUGUCAUCUUAUAUUUGGCAUUGUUUUGUCAGUGGAAUUACACAAUAGAGAAGAUGUUAUUUGGAUAUAUUCUCUCUCUUUCCAUUCUAGUUUAUGGAAUACGUUGUGAUGGCGCUGGUCCACCAGGAAGCGAGCCACAUUUACAGCCACAUGGAGGUGCUCCUGGAAGCAUUGGGACCCCUGGAUCUCAACUGGUUUUCCCGCCAAAUCCAGAUUUUGGCCAACUCGUGCAAGUUGAUGACAUAGAAGAAGCGAAUGCAAAGCAUAUAUUUUCAGACCCCAGAGGACCCCUGGGAUUAGUCAAUGAACAUGGAGAGUAUAUCCCCCUCCAGGGAGGAUCAGCUGAAAUAAGAUCGAAGAACACACAAUUACCACGUGAUCACGUAGAAGAAACCGAUUGGCAUAAAGUUGAAGUAGAGACGGGCGAGGAUCAAACUAAAGCCCCAGACAAUUCACAAAACCGAGCAGGCAUUCUAUAUAAUAUGUUUAAAGGCAGACACCAGCCGGGACCAAAUGUCCAGCAACCACAGGGAGAAGAACAUCAAUCUGAACCACAAGGUCCUCCAAGAGUUUAACAGCGCUACACAAUUUACUACUUUGUCUUUACCUUUAUGUUACAUAGAUUAGUUUUAUGUCGUUAUAAAUUGUACGAUAUAUCUUUUAACAGAUAAACUUGAUAAUACAUGUACAUUGUUUGCCUUGAAAUAAUAUAGUUUGGUUUUUAAACACUUGAUUAACUAUACAGUGGUUGAUUUUGUGCUAACAUAUGUUAAAUUGGUUUAUAGCAAAGAUAUUUGUUAAUUGCAUUUAAUGAUGACAAUUAUACACUAACAAUUUUCUUUCAAUAGUCAAAACUUUUUUAUAUUUUUAUUUUGACUUUGAAAGCGUUUUGAUUUUUUUUACUGUUAUCUAAAGAUCAAAGAAACAGACAUAAAGUAAAACUAAUUAUUAUAAACAUAUAUAUUCAAUAUAAUAAUAUUGAUCCCUGUUGUAUUUUGUUUGCAUACGUCUUUAUGUUGCUGUCUCGUUGAUUUAUACAUCCAACGUCUCAUUUUAUUCAUAUCUAUAAUAGCUCAAAUACUAAAAUAUAUACAUUUCAUAAUUAAACAUAACUUUAUAGUUUGGUCACGUAUUGCUUUACAAUUCACUAAGCCUUCGACUUUGAAGAGUAAAUUUGUUUUACGUGGCAACAAGUAAGAAGGAGCACCUGAUUGCACCCUCAUUUUCAAAUACGUUUAAUUUGUUUACUGUAUCAUAUUCUACGGACUUUUAAUUUGUCUUUUUGACUUUUUAUUUUGACAGUAAAGUUUCUUCGACUAUUGUUUUUUUUAUUAUUAUUAUUGUCUCUUGUUAUCUAAUAAGUCUUUUUAAAUUAAUUAAAAUUACAAUUAUCCUU